AUGUCAGGCCAACAGAGAAUUGUUUAUAAGGGACAGAACCAAGACUUUAUGGUGUUUAUAGAUGAUCCACAUGCAUUAUAUGAGUACCAGAAUGGAGACACAACGGUUCCUCUAUCCUCAGUGGUUUCCUCAUUUGAGGUGUACCGUCCUGUGACGGGUAAUGGUACCUCGGGGAUGAUUGAAGCCGCAAGUAACCAAGUCUUGAGUGAGGAAUUUGGCGAUUUCAAGAGCAUUGAGGAUGAAAUCAUCCCGCAAAUACUAAGUAAGGGAGAACUCCAAAAGGUGAGAAAGGAGUCGUUUGCUUAG
Pichia kudriavzevii is the source of this 306-nucleotide messenger RNA. RefSeq lists its product as uncharacterized. The record is from RefSeq and is a predicted model, not a curated record. Lineage: Eukaryota; Fungi; Ascomycota; Pichiomycetes; Pichiales; Pichiaceae. The coding region runs from base 1 to 306 and encodes 101 amino acids. The transcript has a single exon.